AUGAAUUCAUAUACAUCUUUUAUAAUACUACUAUUGAACACGUUGUUUUGUGAAUUAACCUUUUCACAAUUAGCGGUAAUUAAUCCUUAUAGUAAUGUUAGUAUGCCAAUAAAAGAACAUAAUGCACUGCUUGUCAGUGAUAGCAUCUACUUUUUUGGUGGAUGCUAUAUUACCUGUGACGAACCUACGAAUCAACUCGUGAAGUUGAACGUGACUUCCUCAUUUUCAACAAAUCAGCCUCUCCCUCUGAUAAAAUUCACUCCAAAUACCCCACCACCGGGGUUUCUUCACGCUGCUGUUCAGCUAUCAUCUGACAAUAAAACUGCCUAUCUCAUUGGAGGGGUGAGAAAGGUAAAAUAUGGCACACCGGCUUAUGGAGAUCUAGCCUAUUCAAUCAAUAUACAUACCCUGGACAAAUGGGAACCAUUAAUUAUAGUCGGUCAAUCGGCUGUGAAAAUAGUUGAUGAAACAAUUUCGGUGAUAGAUCCACAGGGGGAUGUGUAUGUUCAUACUUCUGGCAAUUUUUUUGUAAUUUACAAAAAUUUAACCUUGACCAUGCUCACUCCAAAGCCGGCUUUAAACUUAAAAAUCACAACUUGCCAUCUAUUGAACGAAUUUAACAUAAUUUUUCUUGGUGGAAAUUUGGCACAGUUAGAUGUGUAUGAUACGCAAUCUAACACCUGGAGUAUAACGAAACCAACUGGAGUUGCACCUUCUGAACGACUUGGACACUCCUCGGUAAUCACACAUGACGGUCGGAUAAUUUUGUAUGGGGGGACUACAAAUCUAGAUAAGCUUGCAGUAUUGCAACUGGAUCCACUUCAGUGGAUCAUACCAAAUGUAACAUACCCAUUGGGUACAGGGGCAUCGCAUAGGGACUCCGUUAUGGUGCUAUAUAAAGAUUACGUGAUGAUCACCUUUGGCUGGAUAUACGAUGUUGCGGCAAUAACCUAUUUCCAGAAUAUUUUGUUGCUAGAUAUCCGUAACAAUAGUGAUGGAUGGAAUUAUAAAUGGAUGGAUGCCUUUGUUACCCCAACAACUCCAUUAUACACAGCAACAACAACCGUUACGGCAACCGUAAAGGUUGAUAAG
Molecule: messenger RNA, 1092 nt
Organism: Entrophospora sp. SA101
Lineage: Eukaryota; Fungi; Glomeromycota; Glomeromycetes; Entrophosporales; Entrophosporaceae
Source: the annotation of a GenBank genome assembly